Miscanthus lutarioriparius is the source of this 471-nucleotide messenger RNA. Lineage: Eukaryota; Viridiplantae; Streptophyta; Magnoliopsida; Poales; Poaceae. The record is from the annotation of a GenBank genome assembly.
AUGAAGCAGACAGACAAGGCGUCGAUGCUGGACGAGGCGAUCGACUACCUGAAGCAGCUGCAGGCGCAGGUGCAGGUGAUGAGCCGGAUGAGCAGCAUGAUGAUGCCCAUGGGCAUGGCCAUGCCGCCGCUCCACCAGAUGUCCGUGAUGGCCCAGAUGGCGCAGAUGGCCCAGGGCAUGAUGAACAUGGGCUCCCUCGCCCAGUCGGGCUACGCGGGCCUCACGCCGCCCAUGAUGCACCCGCCCCCAUUCGUCCCCAUGUCCUGGGACGCUGCCGCUGCAGCCGCCGCCGCCACCUCCGGCGGCGCCGCCGUGCCGGACGCCUUCUCCGCCUUCCUGGCUUGCCAAGCCCAGCAGAACGGCCAGCAGCAACCGGGUAGCAUGGAGGCGUACAAUAGGAUGGUGGCGCUGCACCAGAAGAUGAACCAGCUGCAGCAAAGCGAGCCCAGCAGCAACCCGUCCAAGCAGUGA